AUGGGUGGACUCAUAACUGUUAUAGCUAAGCAUUUUGGGUUUAAUCCGGAAGAGCAUCCUUUACCAGCACUUUUAGACACUCUAUAUUUUGAUGCUACUCACCUAUACAAAACUGGAUUCAGUUUGCCACCUAUUGACACUGCACAACCAGCAGCAGAUACAGGACCCACUGCACAACCAGAGGCACAAUCUGUACCAUCAGUCCAACAACAUUCUACUAAACCUGCACCACCCACUCAGUCUGCACAUGAUACCCCAGCAGAUUCUGCACAGCCUACACCUUCUGCAACUGGACCUUCUUCAUCCACACAUUAUUGCGUUUACAGCAAAGGAACAAUGGACGAAAGUAGAGUUACCCAUAUAUCAAUUCAGCUUUGCCAAAAGCUUCUUAACCCUUCUGCUGUUCAUGGGCACUCCCAGUUUAGUAUUUUCAGAGUACCUAAUCAGCUACGAAAAGUCUAUGAAAAGGCUUAUGAGCCGCAAAUAGUUUCAAUUGGCCCUUACCAUCGCGGUAAAGCUCACCUUCAGGGGAUGGAGAAGUACAAAAUGCACCUUCUAAGACAACUCCUAAAAAGAAUAAUAAGAAGAAGAGGAGGAGAAGGAGGAGAAAACGAAAUUCAAGAGGAAGUGCGAAAAUUUGUCGUGGCCAUAGGGGCAUUGGAAGAAAGUGCUCGUCAAUGCUAUGACCAACCAAUUUGUCUUCACUCGGAGGAGUUUGUGCAAAUGAUGAUUGUUGAUGGCUGCUUCAUUAUUGAGCUAAUUCGCAGUUUUGUGGAUGUGGAUAAUCGGAGACAGGAAGAUGACCCUAGCUUUGUACUAAAACUCGACUUGUACAUCACAAGCCGGGAUUUUUUACUACUCGAAAACCAACUUCCUUUGUUUGUUAUGUUGGAGUUGUUUAAUCUGAUGAAGAUACCAAGUCAACAGAAUUGUGACUUGAUAUGCAUGAUCACCACUUACCUGAAAUAUCAAAAUCUAUUAAUUGGGUUUCCAGUUAUUCAGGGCAUCUCUUCCCCAGAAUGCAAACAUCUAUUGGACUUGAUACACCAUUAUUGGCUUCCUUCCAGCAUAUUGAGGGGGAGAAUUCUGGGGCAAAGGGAUGAAUUAAAAGUCAUAAGAUGUGCCACAGAGCUCAUAGAAGCUGGAAUCAAGUUUAAAAAGGUGGAUGCUCAUCCAGAGGGAAGGGGACCUAGCAUGUUUGAUAUAAGGUUUAAAAAUGGAAGGCUAGAAAUCCCAACCCUAAUCAUUGAAGAUGAAACAGAGUCUUUCCUGCGCAAUAUCAUUGCAUAUGAGCAGUUGCCUCUUGCAAAUGAUAUAUGUUAUGCCACCGAUUACAUGAUAUUGAUGGAUUGCCUGAUCGACUCCCGGAGGGAUGUGCAAUUACUUUGUAGAUGUGGAAUUAUUGACAACCGGCUAGGUGACGAUGAGGUGAUUGCUACCUUGUUCAAUAGGCUUGGAGAUUAUGUAAUCCCAUCCUCUUGUCACUUCUUUUACUCUGAAUUAUUCAGCCAAGUGAACAAGCAUUGCAGCAAGAAAAAAAAUAAGUGGAUGGCUAAGCUGAGGCAUGACUAUUUCAACAGCCCAUGGGCAGUGGUCUCUUUCUGGGCUGCGGUUGCACUUCUGUUUUUUACUUUCUUACAAACCAUAUACACUGUUCUAGCAUUUUACAAAUAACUACUCAAAGCCAAUCAGAGGUAUCAUGUAGGGAGUAGGAAGUCUAAGGUUAAGUCUUUUUAUCUAUAUAUUUUAAGAUUAUUAAAAAAAAAAAGUGUCUCUUGCUAUGUAGCUCAUUAGUUAUUAAUUAAUCC
This is a messenger RNA of Hevea brasiliensis (rubber tree), 1808 nucleotides long. RefSeq names its product UPF0481 protein At3g47200. Lineage: Eukaryota; Viridiplantae; Streptophyta; Magnoliopsida; Malpighiales; Euphorbiaceae. The record is from RefSeq and is a predicted model, not a curated record. The transcript is spliced from 2 exons. The coding region runs from base 1 to 1674 and encodes 557 amino acids.